GCAGGGGGUUGAGUUGACUACACUACUUGAGAGGGCAGAGUCCACUUAUCUCCUUUCUCUACUUAACUACUAGCGGAGGUUUGGGCUUCUUCAACACAAGAAACAACAUCUUCCUGCUUCAUAUUGCAUGGGAGUUCUAAUGAAGUUAUUGGCAGGAAAACACAACAAAUCAUAUUGGGAGUCUGAUGGAGGGUGGUUUGUCAUCCUACACCGAGUCACUUGGCUUUCCCCCAUUGUUCAGAAAGCAGAGGAUUUUGAAGUUAGACAGAAUAAGAGAUUUUGUCAGCUUGUGGCUGAGUUACCCUAUGAGAUCAGUGCAUGAUAGCAAACUUCAGACUUGGAUUCAUCGACUUUCAAAUGCUAAUGGUUCAGUAGAAGAAAAGUAUAGUCUAAUCCGGGAGGACCCGCUUCAUUAUUUGGAAGGACUUGCACCAAUCGAAAUGAUGAUGGAUAAUGAGAUAGAAGCUGGAACGAUACCAGAUGCUAUGCUCAGUUUAGCCAUUGAUCUUGCUGUUGAUCAACUAGUUCAAACCUUACUUUCUGGGGAUGAACAUGUACGCAACAUUCACCAUGUCAUGAUCUCUACCAGAAAUAAUGCUGAACAAAGAGAAAUAUUCCAAAAAAUGAAAGCAGUUUUCAAUGAUAUGGAGAAUAUGCAUCGUUUUAAUGAAAUCUUUCACAGAGUCUUGUGGGUUGAUGCGUCGAUGUAUCCAAGCCAAGUUAAAGUAGAGGUACUCGUUGAACAACAAAUUCGUCUGCAGCUUCAGCUUCAGAAGUUUAGUCUGGGUAAUCUCCAAAAGAUGAUCAACAAGAAAUGUUUAGUGCUUCUGUUGGAUCAUGCUGAGAAAACUUUAGAUCUGAGGAAAGUGAACUUGCCUGCAUGUUUAAAUGAGGCAGUGACGGUGUUCGUUACCAUUAAAACUCAAAAGCAAGCAAAUGAUGAAAAGACAAUGGCAAUGAAUUUAACAAUCAAUACAGAAGAUCAUUUGUUGCCAUGGAAAGUAUUUGUCAGAAUGUAGACAAUAUAAUUGUUUUUAGAUCUAGUGCCAUCCAAAAAAUUGCUGUGCGUAUAGUUCAAGAAUGUGGUGGCCAUCUUUUGGCUAUUGUCCUUGUGGCAAAGUCAUUGAAGAUGUGACAAAUGUCAAACUCUGGGAGCUUGCACUAUACAAAUUGCGCUGCCUUGAACCAUUUUACAAUUUGAAUAUGUUUCAGGGUGUAAGCAAAGUUAUGGUUACUGCAUUCAUAAAUUUCAUCUGGAAUGAUGUGAAUCGAACACUAAAAAAUUGCCUCAUGAGCUGCUUAUUCAUUCCUGAUAUCAGAACCGGGAAGUUUCCAAAUGAAUUGUUGGAUCAUUGGAUUUCUUAUCGGUUGGCGGAUGGCUGCAAAGCUAUGGAUAACUUGAGAGAGCUUGUAGAUCGCUCUAUCUUACUUCAAUCAAAUGAUAAGCAUGUUCAGUUACCGGAAGACAGUUAUGCUAUUUUGCAUGCAUUGAACAACCUAACCCCUAUGUUUGUGAAAAAAUGUGGGUUAGGGUUGACUGAGCCACCAAAGGAUGAGCUCUGGCAUAAUGUUGUACACAUGGAACUUGCAAACAAUAAACUAUUUGAGCUACCUUCGUCUCCAAGCAGCCCUGAACUCAAAGUUUUAAUGUUGCAGGAAAAUGCUGAUUUAACGAGA
Molecule: messenger RNA, 1677 nt
Organism: Prosopis cineraria
Lineage: Eukaryota; Viridiplantae; Streptophyta; Magnoliopsida; Fabales; Fabaceae
Exons: 2
Coding region: 186-1019 (277 amino acids)
Source: RefSeq, a predicted model, not a curated record